UGUUGUCGUGUUCUGCUGGUAUUGAGACUGGUGCUAGUUCUGCAUACCAAUUCCCUCCAAAUUUGCCUGACAAAAAUGGUGAUCUUGAUCAGCAACAAAAUGUUCCAGUGUUGCCACCCCAAGAAGGGAAUUUUAAUGACCAGUGUCGUCUGCCAAAUAUCAAUGUUGGAGGAGGAAAUGUUGAAAAUUCCAAUAGAGGUUUCAUGGAUAAUACUAGUACUGUAGUUGCUACUCCUACCUUGAUCAACAACAACAAUAUUUCUCAUGAACAAGAAUCGGCCAGGGACCCUGAUAUCUUCAUGAUGCCCGAUGAUUUUUUCCCGUAUGAGCAGGAUAACUAUCAACCUCCUUCUCAGCAACAAGAUGGAGGUCACGAUCAACUUCCUUAUCAAGUUGAAGUGCCGGACCCUGCUGCGCACCAAGUUCCCAACCUUUCUGCGGACCAAGUUCCAAACCCUGGCCCAUACCAUGUCGAAGAACAUAUAUGGGAUGCUGAUAUACAGUAUGCUGAUAUAUUGGAUGGUGGUAUAUGGGAGGCUGAUCCGUGCUAUUGGAUAUAGGAUACAAUAUGGGUCCCUACAAUUUCUAUUUCCUAGAUACCCAUAACCAGCCACUGCUCCUUGGCUCCAUGGAUGAGGAUGCUUCAAAAGUGCUCUUUGCACUUGCUUCUAGGAUUAUGGUAUUGAAGGUAAUUUACUAUAAGUUGUAUUGAAGGCAGUCAAAAACCGAGCAAGGAACGAUCCGAAUCCAGUCGUUUGAAUGAGAGGUUUAUCCCGUUUACUUGUUGGUCAUGUCCAAUCGAGGAAUUGAAUUGGGGUUUGAGCUUUGGCCUCUAUAAUACCAAAAGGAGAAAAAAGGAAUUAUAUUGACUGGAGGUGAUAAUUAAUGUUAAUGAUUCGGGAUUUGAAGUUGUUUGAGCACCUUUUAUUCGUUUUAGUUUUGUUUUCUUUGGACUUUUAUUCAUCAUCACUUUUGAAACAUUGCAUAUUAAACAAUUAAACAAUUAGAGGAACAAGUAUCUUGUGUAAAAUCACCAUUACUAUAAGUUUGUCUAAGAGACCGGGAAAAGAACCAA
Prunus avium (sweet cherry) is the source of this 1075-nucleotide messenger RNA. The record is from RefSeq and is a predicted model, not a curated record. NCBI's taxonomy places the organism in Eukaryota, Viridiplantae, Streptophyta, Magnoliopsida, Rosales, Rosaceae.